Molecule: messenger RNA, 5800 nt
Organism: Plodia interpunctella (Indianmeal moth)
Lineage: Eukaryota; Metazoa; Arthropoda; Insecta; Lepidoptera; Pyralidae
Gene: CenB1A
Product: Centaurin beta 1A
Exons: 21
Coding region: 146-2569 (807 amino acids)
Cellular component (GO): cytoplasm
Molecular function (GO): GTPase activator activity; protein binding
Source: RefSeq, a predicted model, not a curated record
UCUAACACGUCAAAAGUGAAGUCAAAUGCAAAUGGAUUUGAUGUGCAAGGUCUUGAAUUGAAAUCUUCAAAUCAAUUAUAUUCGGAAUAAAACAAUGUUGGAGGUCUAAAAUUGUGUGAAUAUUUACGCAAACGAAGCUACCAAAAUGAAGCCAUUAAUAGAUUUUGAUGAGUGCCUCAGAGAUUCGCCCAAAUUUAGGGAACAGCUGGAGACCGAAGAGUCAAGCAUUGAUUCAUUGGAACAGAAGCUAGAUAAAGUUCUAAAAGCAUGUAGUAUUAUGAUAGAAUCUGGCAAAACAUACAUGAGUCAUAGAGGGACUUUUACAAACGCACUGUGGGAUUUAAGUGGAAGUUUCUCAGAAGACCCUGCAGUGAUGACAACACUGAACCGCAUGAUACAUGCAUUGCAAGAAAUGAACAAGUUUCACUCUAUAUUGCUGGAUCAGGCAUCACGGACUGUACUCAAGAAUCUCACUGCCUUCAUCAAAGUGGAUAUAAAAGGUGUUAAGGAGAGUAAACAUCACUUUGACAAAAUUUCAAAUGAUCUGGACAUAGCUUUAACAAGAAAUUCCCAGGUGUCACGCAGCAAAGCCGGCGAUGUGGAAGAGAUCGUCAACCUGCUGGUGGCCACUCGCUCGUGUUUCCGACACACUGCUCUUGACCACGUGCACAAGAUCACCAUGUUGCAAGCUAGGAAACGACAUGAGGUGCUUGCCACGUUCCUGUCGUACCUACAAGCGUGCUGCACCUACUACCAUCAAGGCGCCGACCUGUCUGAAGACUUGGAGCCCUUCCUCAAAACCACUGCCGACGAAGUUUCAACAAUGCGUAACGACACCAAGUCACUUGACAAAGAGAUGGAGAAUCGGCACACGAUUGUCAACAGUAAAGACACAGUACUGCCGAGCUGCAACGCCAACCAGGCGGACGGCGAUUGCAAAGACGGUUCCCUGGCGAGCCCGUGUCUUAAAAACUUGCCAAGAAUGCAAGGAUACUUGUUCAAACGGACAUCAAACGCGUUCAAAACAUGGAACAGAAGAUGGUUCUAUUUGUAUGACAAUAGACUGGUGUAUAGCAUUCCGGGUCGCAAGCAGACGAACCAUAUACGCAAAAAACGGACGGGCGAGUUAAAUGUGACGUCAAUGGAAGAUGACUUGAGACUAUGUACCGUGAAGCCAGUGCUGGAUGGAGAGAGACGGUUUUGCUUCGAAGUUUUAUCCCCAUCCAAAAGCCACAUGCUACAAGCUGACUCUGAAGAGAUGCUGAACGCGUGGAUCACUGCGUUGCAGAACGGGAUACGAACAGCUAUACAACAGGGGCAGAGUCGGGACAACACUCAGUCGCAACUCGUGUUAGUAAAGGACGAGCACAGGAACGACAGUGAUAACGUCACCAAUGUGCGCAUGAAGAAAGUUAGAAUAUGGGAGCAACUACUGAGCAUUCCCGGGAACAACAACUGCUGCGACUGCGGCAGCCCCAAUCCGAGAUGGGCGAGCAUCAAUCUCGGGAUCACACUUUGUAUUGAAUGUUCAGGCAUACACAGGUCCCUGGGAGUCCACAUCAGCAAAGUUAGAUCGCUCACGUUAGACGACUGGGAACCGGAUAUAAUCAAGGUAAUGGCAGAGUUGGGUAAUAAAGUAGUGAACCUGAUAUACGAGGCUAACACAGAGGGCACCACCGUCACGCGAGCAACGCCAGAUUGCGAAACGUCAGUGCGCGAAGCGUGGAUCCGCGCGAAGUACGUGCACCUGUCGUUCGUGAAGGACAUCGUCCGCGACCACGCGUCCGCCGCCCGGCGCUGGUCCGUGCGCCGUCCACGCCGCAGGACACGUGCGCCUCCCACACUUCCGGAGACCAUAAACGAUGAAAAGAGUGACGUGAACAGCAACACUAGUGUUUCGGAAAGUUCAAGUAAAUCGGAUCCGGAUAGUCCAAUUUUGGUGAUCGGCAAAGAGUUGUCAAAUGAAAGGAGUAUUGACCUUAGUUUGCCUUCCGAUCACGAGUCCACUGAAGAAGAGGACCGGGACGAUUCGGACGCGGUGACGGAGGACAUGAGCGGGCUGUCGGCGUCGGCCGUACUGCGGCGCGCCGCUCGCGCUCGCAGCGCGCGCGUGAUGCUCGGCGCGCUGGCCGCGGGCGCGGACGCGCGUCAGCCGCUGUUGCUGCACCACGCCGUGCUCGGCGGUUCAGUAAUGGCGUGUUCGUUUCUGCUUCUGAACGGAGCUAAACUGAACGUACAGGACGAGGAUGGGAAAACUGCUCUGCAUCUAGCCACAGAGGCCGGACACACAGGACAGGUAUGUCUGUUACUGCGGUACCGCGCGGACCAAUCGAUCACGGACAACGAGGGACAGACCCCGCUGGACAUCGCGGUCAAACAUGCCAACGCUGAUAUUGUUACCCUACUGCGACUGACGAAGUUGAACGAAGAAAUGCGCGAAAGCGAAAUGUCAUCAAACGACGACACAUACAACGAGGUGUUUAGAGACUACACGCAGCUGGCGCACUCCCACCCGGAGAGACUCGUGCGCAGGCACAACAAUAACGCUGGCGAACAGGCGAGCGACUGACGAAGCCUAAACAUCACAAGACGGCGUUGGCUGUGGUAACCCGACGACGUGAAAUCGACUGAAAGCUUAACUUCCAUCGAACUAACGUUGACAUGUGACAUGUUGAUGCCUGCCUACGCAUAAUUUUGUAAGUAACCAAAAUCCAUAUGUUGCCAGCAUUUAUAUAUUCCUGAUUUUUUAUAUAUAUUUAGAUGUCGAAAUAUAUCAAUGAGGGAAUACGCGACGCGAACGUGAGGUUGUUCACGCUGUUGUCAGAGGUGUCAUGUGAUUGACAAAUAUCAUACUCAUCUUAAAAUGUAAUUUUUUGUCACUUACAAAAUUAUGCGUUGAAGGCAUCGGUCUGUAAUAAAGUAUUUCGAACACGAUGAUGCCAAUGUAUAUAAUAAUAAUGAAUUUCGUACGAUGAUUGCAAGAUUUGUAGGACCCAAUAUAUUGAGUACAUUUUACACUCGCAUUUUUGCGGCCUAUUAUAUCUAUAGCAUUCUUAAUCGCGAAUUGUGUUUAUUAAAUCUAAUAAAAUUUUACUAUGGUAUAAUCCGAUAUUAUCACUACUUGUUCUGCUUCGAAUGAAAUGUUAAAUUGUUCCUAAGUUACUAAAAUAUAUAUACUAAUUUUCGACUUCACUGUCAAAUUUACUAUUGAAAUCGUUGUACUAUUAGAGAUUUCCAAAAUUUUGAGGCUUUUCUAAAUACAAACUUCACCCCUCAGCUGCCAAAUUUCACUGUACACAUUGUUAUGAUUAGGGAAAAUGUUGUGAUUGUCUUCCUAAAUUUUAUUCUUUAAGGUGAAAUGUUGAACUUUAUUUUAUAACCAGUUCAUAAUUAGGAUGAUUCCUAGACAAUAUAUAAAAUAUUUGACACAAAAAAACAAAACACUAAAAAUAAUGACAUUUCAGUUGAUCAUUUAUUUAGGUACAUGAUUAAACUAUUUUCUAAUUCUUAUUAAGAAUGCUUUUGACACGGAAAAGUGUCAUCACUUCGACAUCACUGGAAUACAAUUUCCAUACAAAUUGUUGUUUUUGAUAUUAAAAAAUAUAUCUAAUAAGACUUGUUAAAAACUAGCCUAUUGUGCACUUUUGAUAUACUAGAUAGAUAUUUCUCUUUCUGCUGUUGAAGAUAGAAAGAGAACGAAAUCGUUGUAUUUUAGCAAACCAAAGAUUUUAUUAUUGGCGUCGUUGGAAUAUAAUUAUUAUAACUUAUAUAGUUGACUUAUUGAUUAAGCUAUGUAGUACAGAUGCGAUAAUUAAAGUUAUGUAGAUAUGAGAUAACCGAUAACAACAUAUUUUCAAUGUUUAUUUGUUGUAUCGUAAUUCUGUACCAUUAUCGAACCCUGUUCAGAUUUUCGAACGAAACGGUAAGAAAGUAUACGCGAAAAUUGUUUUUUUUUUACUAAAAUUACAUUCCGUAAUAAUCACACUUGACUAUUUAAACUAAAUCAUUCCAUUAGCAUUUUUUUACGAAUUGGUUGCUUUCGCUCACUUUAUGAAUCGAAUCUCAAUGUUAACAGUAAGCAAUUAAUAUUUUUGUAUUAUAAUUUUAUAAGCUGUAUAUUAAAUUCUCAAGUCUAUUUAGUUUCUACUUGCCAAUAUUUUGUACUAUUGUAUUAGGCAAAAUCCUACAUUUUUUUUAAAUGAAUUUUCUAACCAUCAUCAAUGAAUUUAUCGUAUUGUAAGUUUUAGUUGUAUAGUUGAUUCGUAAUUAUUGCUUAUUUUUGUAAUGCAUAAUCAAAAGUGUUAAAAUUAUGAUAUUUAUCCUAAAUGGCUAUUACUUUACAAUGAUGUAUUUUAUAUUUUAAAUUUCCAAACUAUAUUUUUUCAUAUAAAGAAUUAUACAUAAUGUGCUUAUAGACAUCCUAUCGCCCAUGUUGUUUCAAACGUUGGUUCUAAUAACUAUGGUGACUUCGAUUAUAUUUAUAUUAUUCACCUUUCUGUCACUGUGGGUCAAGAAACUAUAAAUUGGUCAUUCAAAAUAAGUCCUACCUAGCUAAUAGGUAAAUUGGACAACUGUCUACAUUGCCUGAUAUUGUAGCCUAAUGCAGAAAUCGAUUCCUGUUAAUCAUAUGAAUAUGAUGUUAUUUAGAAACUUAGAGUUUUUUAACCAAAUUGUAAAGGUGUAGUUGCGAGGACUCGUGGCAAAUUUCAGAAAUCUAAAGAUUGUAUGUAUGUCAUCCUUGAAUAUUAUUUUAUUGUUCGAUAUUUAAAAUCCUGGAAACUUUCACCACAUGAAAUCAACGAAUCCAAAGUAAUCAUUCGUACGUUAAACACUACUAAAAAUUUUAAAGAUGUCUUCUUUAGUAUUAAUUAGCUAGCUGUUGUCCGCAGCUCCGGCUCCGGCUUAUUAUAAAAAAUGGCCAUGUCACUCUGCAGAAUUGAAACUAUCUCCACAACAAAAAUGACCUCAAUCCAAUUAUCUGUUUUGACGUGAAAGAAGGACAAACAAACAUACUUUUACAUUUAUAAUACUAGUUUUGACUAUUAAAAUUUUGUUUAUAUCCAGCCGAAUACGGAAAAAACUGAUAUUUAGGAAGCUCCGAAAUUCCUAAAUUUGAAAUAGUAUUCAAAUGGUAUAGGUUGUCAUAUCAAACUAUUUUAUAUGAAAUUCGUUUAAUGUUGCAUCAGUGGUUUCAGUAGACCGCAAACCACGUUAUUGAGCCUAACUAAACUUACUACACUAGCUAGCUAUGUGAUCUGUUAUGUUAUCGCUAAAUAUAAUGUUGGUAAUGUAUAUCAAUUUAUAUUUGUGUAACCAUACAAUUUACAUAAAUUAGAAAAAUAUUAAGUAACCAAAUCGGAAACAUUAAAAUUAUAAGUAUCCAAAUUACUACAAAAAGCUCUUUACAUUCUGAAUACAUUACUGUUCUAUAGGAGCCCGUGUCACUAUACAUUACAAUUAAAACUACGGGUCCAAUCCGUUGCACACGGGACUUACGGCAGGUUGUAAAAUUUAUUGUUACAUGUAAACGAACCUUGGAAUUUACAAGUCAUAGCUGCACUACUGUUUCCACGAGUGCCAUUGCCUGAGGUGCACAAAACUAUGUCUUUAUUUGUAGUCUGUGCAUUAAAGGCAUCAUAAUACUUAUAAGUAUUUUAAAACUGCAUUCGACACGAUCUCACCGGGUCGUUUAAUUAUACAUAUUAUUGAACUUUUUGUAUCUAUGUAAUACGAAUAAAUACUCUGUUAUAUUGUUGAUGUAUCAUAAUCAUAGAAUUUGAAUAAAAUUGCAUUAAUACUA